ACCAAUUAUUAUAAUGUCUGGCGUAUGGAUAUUUGACAAGAAAGGUGUUGCCCAUUUGAUCAAAAAUCCUACUCGUGAGUCCUUCGAGCUAAAACAACCAACAUAUCCAGGCACAGGUACAGUCACUGCACCUGGAGCACGCCCUCGGGUGUUGGUGUACCUACCAGAGAAUGAGAUGAUAAGUUCCUAUGAAGAACUAGAGAAGAGACUCAUUGAACUCGGGUGGACCCGAUUCAACAACCCGAUGAAGUCGGAUCUUCUGCAGUUCCAUAAAUCAGAUGAUUCUGCACAUCUCAUUUCACUUCCAAAGAGCUUUACAAACUUCAAAUCACACCAGAUGUAUGACAUUGUUGUCAAGAAUCCAUCGAUUUUUGAAGUCCGUGAUGUUAAAGUGUGUGAUCAUCUCAUCUGA
Molecule: messenger RNA, 412 nt
Organism: Solanum verrucosum
Lineage: Eukaryota; Viridiplantae; Streptophyta; Magnoliopsida; Solanales; Solanaceae
Product: flowering-promoting factor 1-like
Exons: 2
Coding region: 14-412 (132 amino acids)
Biological process (GO): regulation of flower development
Source: RefSeq, a predicted model, not a curated record